GUACCAGAUCACAUUUAACCAGUGUUAAAUUUGUAGUAGCUGUCAAAAUGGGAAAAUCCGAAAAAAGAAAAAGUAGGAAUGGAACUCAAGCUGCUGCUAAUGCUAACAAAAAUGCUAAUGAGACAAGUCAAGCGCGAAAAGAACUUUUGACAGAGAACAUGCAUGACUACAUGAGCCAUGAUACUGAUUCUGCAGAAUUCAUGCUGUGCGAGGAAGAAUUUCCCUGCCUUCCAGAAACCCCAGGUAAGUCCCCUGCCAUCAAACAACGCAAGGCCGAGAGCGCUGACACAACUGCCAUCCUCUCACAACUCGGGGAGCUUUCGAGGCUGAUUAAUAAUCGUUCUGAUGCUUUGGAAAAGAUGGUGGGGGAAAACUCACGUGUGAUCGCUAGUAUGAAAGAAACAAUCAACGAAAAUACCAGACAGAUUUCUGGAGUGAAGGAUGUGAUUGACUUUAUGAGUGCCGAAGUAAAAGAUCUGAAAGUCAAAGUCGGUGCGACUGAGUCACUAGCCAAGAGAGUCGAGUUUAACUGGCAUGAACAGGAGAAACGGCUUCUGCACCUUGAAGCUUACUCACGUCGUUGGAGUCUUAGAGUUCACGGGGUCCCUGAAAGUGAGAGAGAAAAUGUCCGAGGUAAGAUCAUCGACGUUUGCCAGCAGCUUCUGCCAGAUGCGAAAGACAAACUCCCGGAUGCCGUGGAUACCGUUCAUCGCCUGGGUCGAAAACGGCUGAACGACAGCAAGCCCAGAGGAAUCAUCAUACAGUUUACCUCUCGUUUUCAACGCGACGCGGUCUGGCGUGCUGCUAAGGAUUCAAUUUUCCUUAGAAAUAACAACCUGAAAAUAUCCGAGGAUCUGUCUCAAGCAGAUAGAGAACGAAGAAACCAGUUAUGGCCCGUCGUGGAAAAGGCCAGAAAAGAAAAUAAGCGGGCUUAUUUUGUGGGUGGAAGGGCAUUUGUAGAGGGAGCUGAGAUUUUCCCUCCUAAAUGACUAAAAUAAGUUUCUCGUUUAUUCUUAUUAUCUCUCGACUUUAAUAUUGCUUCCAUCCUUUUGGCUUGCUGGCCCUCUUCGAUGUUCUGGACCAUCAUCAGUCUACAGUUCUUCCAAGGACACCGAAGACACUCGUCUGGCGGUACUACACUUUUGAUUACUAUGUAAGACAUUUAAU
Messenger RNA from Sinocyclocheilus grahami, 1167 nucleotides. RefSeq lists its product as uncharacterized. The transcript has a single exon. NCBI's taxonomy places the organism in Eukaryota, Metazoa, Chordata, Actinopteri, Cypriniformes, Cyprinidae. The record is from RefSeq and is a predicted model, not a curated record. The coding region runs from base 48 to 989 and encodes 313 amino acids.